CCGUAUUAGCCCUGAGUGGGUUGACUCUGGUAGUAGGAAUGGCGGCUUUGAUUACUAGAGGAAGGAACCCAAAGACCCUGAAACUUUACGUCUGACGGCCCCGCAGAGGAAUUUAUCCCUGGUCAACCGCUCAAACCUCGUCUCACAGCGGUUUAAAAGGAGUUUUGGUAACUGGACAUUAAGCCAGUAAAGGAACGGGGUUUAAGCAACUCGCAGGUUAGCUUCACGUUAGUGCCGCUGACUUUGAAUCAAGGUAGCUGUUAGCUCCUACUUAGCCAGCUGUUGGCCGUUUGGCCCAACAAGUUAAAAUAAGUGAUUAACUGUAUGAAAACCGCUCCUAUUUGGACCGUGAAGUGAAGAACGCCUCUCUCGAUAAAUAUUUACUGCUGUUGACUCUUCUGGAGAGGCGACAGGAAGGGGAUUUAACGCAACUUGAAUCUUAUUCCGUCUGCUAACCUGUGCGUUAGCUGCGCUAGCUGCUAAGUUGGGAUCCCGAAGUCUCGCCCAUUUUUUGGAUCCUGCCCCAGCCAUUGGCUAAAGGGCUCAAAACCAACAGCCAACUAAGAUUGCUUUUCAGCACCUUCUGGUACUACGAUGGAAAGUCUAACGCUGAGCGAUGUCGAGCAGAAAUACUACUCGGACCUGUUCGUUUACUGCGACACAGACAACACCAAAAAAGUGGCUUCCAACGGCAGAGUUCUUGACCUUUUCCGGGCGGCCCAGCUCCCCAGCGAAGUUGUCCUGCAGAUCACAGAACUGUGUGGAGCCACUCGCCUUGGUCACUUUGGGAGGAGUCAGUUCUAUAUCGCUCUCAAGCUCAUCGCCAUCGCCCAGUCUGGGCUCCCCCUGAGGGUGGAGAGUCUGAAUUCUGUCAAAGAUCUGCCGUUGCCCAGGUUCGUGGUUGGGAAGAACGAGGCAGAUGCACGUCACGCGGCGUUGUACCAGGACCCCGACGGCCAGGGUUUAUACCCAGCGUCUGCUACUGGAGUAAUACCUCGACCACCGGGCCGGGGACAUCAAAACAAGAAAGGUCCCCCAACAUCUGCUUCACUUCCUGUCCAUGAGGUCGUCCAGCCUCUGGCCACAAGCAUAGAAUCACAGCCUGAACCUACUUCGCCUGUGGUCUCCCCUCACCAGUCGCCCCCCACCUCACCUCCCUCAUGGAGGAAACACAAGCGGCAGCACAGUGGAGGGAAUGUGGAUCGACAGCCAGUGGUUUCAACAGCUGCAGUCGCGUGGACGCAGUUCAGAGAAACACAGACGGGACCAGUGUCUGGUGAUGGCAUGUGGUCGUCCCACUCGCCACCUCCUCCCAGUCAGGAGUGUUGGGUCAGUUUCACAGCAGACACGCCACCGUCCAGUACGCUGCCCACAAUGCAUCCCUCAUCAGUCCAGGAAAGCACAACGAUACGAACGGUGGCCUCAGCAGCAACGAACAACGAGAUCCAGCGACAGUCCAGCGGCUACGAUGAUCCGUGGAAGAUCACGGAUGAGCAAAGACAGUAUUAUAUAAACCAGUUUAAAACCAUCCAGCCAGACCUCACCGGCUUUAUACCUGGUAACAAAAAAAAACAACAACAACAAAAAACACAGNNCCCCAUUUUAGAGCUGUCACAUAUUUGGGAACUUUCGGAUUUUGAUAAAGACGGUGCUUUGACCCUGGACGAGUUCUGCGCCGCCUUUCACCUGGUGGUAGCCAGGAAGAAUGGCUACGACCUCCCAGAAAAGCUGCCCGAGAGUUUGAUGCCAAAGCUGAUCGACCUGGAUGACUCAGCAGUCCCAGAGCAGAACGUUGAUGUGGGAUACUCCGGCUCUCCAGUGGAGGUCACCCCCAACAAAUCUCCCUCCAUGCCUUCACUGAACCAGGCCUGGCCCGAAAUGAACCCCAACAACGAGCAGUGGGAGACGUUUAGCGAGCGCUCCUCCAGCUCACAAACUCUGACCCAAUUUGACUCUAACAUUGCACCAGCUGACCCUGACACGGCCAUCGUUCACCCCGUUCCCAUCAGAAUGACGCCCAGUAAAAUCCACAUGCAGGAGAUGGAGCUGAAAAGAACAGGCAGCGACCACAACCAUCCCACCAGUCCUCUGCUCACGAAACCGCCAGAACUGUCUGAAGAAACCAAACUAGCAACCUCCAUGAUGUUUGUAGCCGCUAACACUGUAGGUGAUGGUUAUAGUAGUUCAGACUCCUUCACAUCAGACCAGGAGCCAAUCACAAGACAAAGGUCUCAGUCAGGUGCAUCUCCAGAGGCUUUGAAGGUGGUCGCUCCUCCUCCCCCUCCGCCUCGCCCUCACCCAUCCCACUCCCGCUCCUCCUCUCUGGACAUGAACCGCACCUUCGCCGCAGCAUCGGCCCCAGGACAACCACAAUCGGCGACGAUAGCGUUCCCUCCGGCUGUUCCACCUCGGCCUUUACCUACGCAGACAUCGGUACCACACACUGGGCAUCGCGUCGAGGCCGAGGCCGGACCAGGUGGAGGCACAGUUCUCACCACAACGUCGCCCCAGCAGAUUCCACAGCAGCCCAAUUUUGCAGACUUCAGUCAGUUCCAGGCCUUUGCUACUUCUGAGCAGCCGUCCAGUCUGCCCGAGGUGGACAAACACGCCGAAGCCGGACCGGUGGAAAAAGCUCCAGAGGGCGCCGGCCCUUUAAGAACCGUGAAGAGUGACGGUCAAGCUGACGAGAGACCCACGGCUGCGGUCAACUCUGUGAAAGGGUCGUCCGGUCCUUUAGCUCCUCCCCCGAAACCUGUGCGCCGGAGGUUGAAAUCUGAAGAUGAGCUGCGGCCAGAGGAUGAGCAGCACGGUCCACAGAAGUCCAACGUCAUAACUGCUGUUCUGUCCGCCCAGCCCUCCAUCCCCAGGUCAGUAGGAAAAGAUAAAAAGUCCAUUCAAGCUUCAAUCAGAAGAAACAAGGAGACAAACACGGUGUUGGCACGACUGAACAGUGAACUGCAGCAACAGUUGAAGGAUCUGCUUGAAGAGAGAAUAUCUCUGGAAGUCCAGCUGGAGCAGCUCAGACCUUUCUCUCAUCUCUAAAAAAACAAAAACAAAACAAAACUGUGUGAAUCCUCCCACGCCGUCCUCCCUCCAUCACCCCCGCUUUCACCCAGAGGCUCCCAGCCUGUGAUAAAACUCAGUCACAACUGUCAAUCACAAAACCCGACGGAUCCAGGUGCGCGGUCUUAACGGAGAGUGUGGAGUGAGGAGCGUGACGGGAACAGGACGAGACAGGCACUUUUUCAAUCUUUCAAAGGAGAGGUGGCGGCGAGGAGCCGGGAAACGGUUCAGAGACACGGACCAGACGCUGCAGACACCGGUGUCUGAGGACUUCACCCUCGGAGUGACUGAAGAAGAGCGGCUGAGUGUGUGUCUGUGUGUGUCUCAUGUCUGUGUAUUGGUGUACUGUUUUGUGAUUGGAGGCGAGCACCAGUGUAUUUGGCCACAGCCAAAGGAACGAGGUGACAAAUCUGAUGUUCCUGCAGAAGUAGCCCACGUUUUCAACCUAAACAUAAACGUUACAUUUUGCGAUUAUCUUAGCAUUAAGACAGGGUCGACAGACGUCUUUCCCAACUCCGGCUAAAACAUUUUAAAUUGAACCUUUGGCGAUGAUUGAGUCUAAGUAUGAGGUUUUUCCUUGGAUCAACCGAGUCACCUGCAGAAUAUUUGAGGGAUUUUGACACGUUGUUGGUAAACACACGGCCUGAAGCUGCUCGUUACCACACAGCUCCAUUCUCUCUCUACACUGAGGCCAACCAGGGAGCAUUUUCAGUUUUUUUGGGUUUUUUUUUUUUUUUUUUAACUGGUGUUUGGUGAAGGCUGUGAGACACACUGAGGCUGCCUCUGCACACAGGGCAUCUAUAUAUAUAUGUGUGUGUGUGAGAGAGAGAGAUGCCUUUAUUGGCAAAAUCAUCACGGUGAAGGCUUUUUUGUUUGUUUGUUUUCGACUCAUCCUGUGAUAUCAAUCCAGCCCACGUUCUUCUUUCUGCUGCCCUUGGAUCUUGACACAAACGUGCGCUGCUGUUCUUCUCGUGUUACACUGUUUGAUGCCAAAUGACUGAACUGUCACUCCUCUCUUUUCUCACCUCUUCUCUGACUCUGAAGAAGAACGAAGAAAAAAAAAACACAAAUGCAUUUUCCAUCUCCGGUCAUGUCCUGGUUUCUUCUUUGACUCAACAUUUCACGUCGACACGUACAGAGGUCCACAUGAAGAUUUUGGUUUGAUAUUUAUGAAGAGUUUCUCACUCAGACCCAACCCUAAACCAGGAGAACGAUCAAGGUGGUGAUGAUUUAGAAAUAAAAACAAAUUCCACAGAUUUCCACCAGGGGCACUGUUCACUAUGCAAGCAACGGGCGAUUCCAUCUCCACGCACCAACUCCUCUGGGCUGUUUGUGCUUUGAUCAGUAGCAUCUGUGUGUGUUUGUGUGUGUGUAGUUUUUUUUUUAAUUGUAAGUGAAUUAUAAAUCUUAAAA
Cynoglossus semilaevis (tongue sole) is the source of this 4476-nucleotide messenger RNA. RefSeq names its product RALBP1 associated Eps domain containing 1 (gene reps1). The record is from RefSeq and is a predicted model, not a curated record. Gene Ontology annotation, cellular component: cytoplasm; plasma membrane. Gene Ontology annotation, biological process: endocytosis; endosomal transport. Lineage: Eukaryota; Metazoa; Chordata; Actinopteri; Pleuronectiformes; Cynoglossidae. The coding region runs from base 595 to 3042 and encodes 815 amino acids. Gene Ontology annotation, molecular function: calcium ion binding; protein binding. The transcript is spliced from 19 exons.